UAUAAAGCGAUAUUGGAAAAUUUCUUUCAAUAGAAACGAUAAGAAUAAAUUAUUUAUUUGGGUUUAUUCUUAGAUAUCGUUAAUAAAGCGCGUCUUCCAAUUGAACAUUUACAACAAGUGAAAAAAUAAUAAAAAAGAAAACGAAAAAAAAAAGAAAAAAAAAGCGGUCGAUUGUAAAUCAAUCCUUCGAUAUCUUCGUUCUCUGUUUCCUUCUCUAUCAUUCUCGAUAUAUUAUAUUCUUUCAACGUGAUCCUCUGUAAUGCGCGAUGAGGACGCGUUCUUUCUCUCUAUAAAAUGCGUCAUUAGAUAAAUUAAUAUUAUCUAUACGAGCAUAAAUUUCGCAGAAUGUCUGCUUAUCAAAAAGUUGCGACGGUUGUCUAUAAGGUUCCGGCGAAUUCGAUUAAAUCAGAUGUUUCAGAUAUUAUGUAUAGGAAAUAAAAAGGAAAAGAAGAGAGAGAGAGAGAGAGAGAGAGAGAGAGAGAGAGAGAGAGAGGGAGGAAGGUAGAAAAGAAAAUCGAAAACGAACAUUAUAAUCGUAUCUGGUCAUUAAAAAUGCACGAGGCAAGGGCGGUCCAUGGGGGGAUGGAAAAAUUUCGAGAGCGAAAAUUAUCUCGAGAGUUUCUACGAGUAACUUCUCGAAUUUCCAGUCGCACCGCGAAAUAGGGAAUAAUUAAUAAUGCUCGCUGUUCUCGAGCAUUGCGUUCUUUAUAAAAAAAAAAAAAAGAAAAAAAAAGAAGAAGAAGAUAAACAACAACAAAAUUAGUCCAUCCAAACGAACGAAACAGAAAAAUGAAAUGAACAAGUCAUUCAAUCAAAUUGAAAAAAAAAUAUUUAUAACCAAUAUCGCAAUCAACGAUGACGAAACGAUCCACGUAAAUAAUCAUUCUCAAACGAUUUCGGUGUUCUGUGAUCCAUGAGUGUAUUUUCUGACGACAAUGUUAACGCGUGCCAAUGAAUUGCUUGACGUUAUUAGUUCCCCCCCUCCUCUCUCUCUCUCUCCCACCUCUCUUUCUCUUUUCGUAUCGUUGCUUGGUAUCGUUCGAUAGAGAAUCGAAAAGGCGCCUAAAUGCAAUAGAUCAGAGUAAUCCAGUAAAGACAUACCGCGGACGCGGUCAAUCUCGCAGAUAAACGACGGUGAUAGACCGCCGUGCUGUGGUCUGUUUUUCAUAACGUGGUAAGAGACCGCGAUAACUAUCGAGCAAUGCACGCAUAUAAAUCAAAAUGAUGAAUAAGAAAGAAAUGGAAAACAAAAAAAGGAAAAAGAAAGAAAUAAGGAAAAAAAACCAUAGGAGAAGUUUAUUUUAUCCUAGCAGAGAAUCGAAUAUCCCCUUAAAAAUAACAAAAACUAAUUCUUUUCUGUCUUCCUAUAAAAAAAGAAAAAAAAAAAUCGAUCGAUCCUCUACUAUUCUCAUUCUUUUUCUUCUUUAUACGAAAGUGCGAGCAAAUAAUAUAAAUAUAUACGUUAUAUCUAAGGUCAGCCUCCUUCAAACCGAUAAACAUAUAUAGUACAUGGAAGCAAAUUCCUGGUGGCCACUGACUUCGCUGACACUUUAUCAUGACUCAAGCCCCUCGAAGUCGCUCUAGGUCAAAGCCAUUGCCAUUUCGAGACGAACAAUCGUCGAUGAAGAUACAAUAUAUAGAGAGUGUGAGCUCCUUGGAAAAUCUUAGUAAAACUCGUGACAGUAUCCUUGACAAUGAAAGUUGUUAUGCGAUCAAGAAAGCUAAUGAUUACUGUAUCUUCGUUUCUAUUGGUAUGUUAAAUUUGACGAUAAGAUCGAAUUAUUUAGUUUGUGUACGAUCAGGUAUGGCAAGGAAUAAAAACAAACAAGUGAAACUAUUUAUAAAAGAUACGACGAGAUGAGUUGCCACAUAUGUAAGUUUUUUUUCUAACAAAAAAAAAAAGAAAGAAAGAAAAAAAAAGAAAGAAAAAAGAAAAGAAAAAAAAAAGGAAAUAUUAUGACUUUUGCGUGUCGCAAAAGUUGAUGGUCGCGAGAGGACGAUUAGCAAGCAAGGGAAGGAUAAAUGAUACUCGUAAAUAAACGAACGAUGACGGAAUAAAAUAGCGAGGAACGAGAGCUGUAUCUGGACCGGUACGGUUCUGGAGAUCGGUGUGCUUUCUCGAUCCCUUGGGAAGGAACGACAGUGACACGGCACCGGCUGGCACAGCGGCGAUUAUCUCUCGAGUCGUGUGCGAUGACAACGCAAGCACUACACGUCGUCUUCGAUCUGCCGAUCGACAGUCUGAAAACGAUCCUCGACGACGAAGGUACACGUGCGAGCUCCAACAAGAUCGAUCAUUUGUCUAUCCUCGAUUAGUGUAUGUGUGUAUAAACAUUCACAUAUGUGUGAGACCGAGAAUCGGAUACCAAAGAUACCGGUUUUUCUAUUUUGCACACAACAUAAUCAAGCAAAUCGUAGUCAAUGCGAAUCACGAAGUAAUAACUUCGUCGUAAUAAUAACCAGUCGAAACUACUCACGUUACGUUAUUAAAUUUUUUAUCUUUCAUACUUUCUCGAUCGUGUUAAUAUUUUCUUGCUUUGUCUUUCAAGAAUUUCAACUAUUAUCACGAAAUGUACGAUCACCACUGGCUAUUAUUGUUUAGUUGGUCUUGGUCGUUGGCAAAAAAGAUUGUAUAGCUUGAUACUAAAUAAUAAAUUAUUUUCGAUCGAGGAUAAAAUUUACGAUCUCCUCCUUCUUCUCUUCUCUUUUUUUUUCUUCUUCUGAAAGUUUGUGGAGGAUCGAUCUAUCGUUAUGAUCGAGGAAACUUUGAUGUUCGACAUGGCAGAUGAGCUAUUAUUUUCUGCUUUGGGAUUAACGACGGAUAUAAACUUCGAUAGACCACUAUCGUCACCCUCUGUAUCGAAUCUACCCUCCGAAUAUGAAUCCUCUUGCAGGACUCCUUUGAGCGAUGAUUCAGAAAAUAUCGACAAUCAUGCAAUAUCUUUGACGACACCAGUUGAAUGUUAUACAGAAUUAACGUGUUCUCCGAAGGAUUCCUGGAACGAUUGGAUGACAAACACAUCUACAUCUUCCUCGGGUUGUUUGAGCGAAUUGAGCGAAUUAGAUUCUGAAUUGGAGUGGUGCUUGGACAGAACUUGGAACUCUGGUCUUCCUGAAAGAACACCACUUUGUACGGCAGGAUGCGAAGGAUUUUUACAUUUACCUUUGCCAAAUCCACAACAAAUAUUCAAUAAUGAUGAACCAUUGCUUGUACUUGGUAUCGAUUUAAGGACAUUAGAAAAUACAUUAGGACCGGAGGAAAUAGUUACAGAUUAUAAUAAUAAUCAGUUAGAAGAGAGUCUACUUAUUUCAUCAGCAGCUACAGCCGCAUUGGCCACUCAUGAUUACACUAAUCGUAAUUUGGCUAAUGCAGCAGAGGAUAGAUGUUUUCCAUGUACUUACCAAGGCUGUUUAAAGGUCUACGCUAAAGCGUCUCACUUAAAAGCUCAUCUACGUCGUCAUACAGGAGAAAAACCAUUCGCUUGUACAUGGUCAGGUUGCGGAUGGCGUUUUAGUCGAUCAGACGAAUUGGCGAGGCAUAGACGAUCACAUUCGGGAGUGAAACCCUAUCCUUGCGAAAUGUGUUCGAAAAGAUUCGCACGUAGCGAUCACUUAGCAAAACAUCGUAAGGUGCAUAGGAAAAAUACUUAUCCAUUGUUUCAAAAUGGACGUGGAUUUCGUAGUGGAAAAACAAACGUACUACCAGAGAUUUAGUGAAUUCUCAAUCCAAAGAUAAUUUCAUUAGGAGUUGACUUGACACGAAAAGAAAUAGAAUCUUGAAGUGUAGAAAGAAAUAGAAUCAGUGUAAAAAGAAAUAGAAUCUUAAAGAAAUGAAGAUCUUAAAAUAUAAGUAAUACCUCAUCCGAUUAUUACAUCGUGUCUUU
Messenger RNA from Vespa crabro (European hornet), 3884 nucleotides. Its product is annotated as Wilms tumor protein homolog. The record is from RefSeq and is a predicted model, not a curated record. Bases 2752 to 3714 code for a protein of 320 amino acids. NCBI's taxonomy places the organism in Eukaryota, Metazoa, Arthropoda, Insecta, Hymenoptera, Vespidae. Gene Ontology annotation, biological process: regulation of transcription by RNA polymerase II. Gene Ontology annotation, molecular function: DNA-binding transcription factor activity, RNA polymerase II-specific; RNA polymerase II cis-regulatory region sequence-specific DNA binding. The transcript has 5 exons.